GCGCGAUUGACCACUAGUGCCAUCCAGCUCAGCCCUCAAGCAACUUUGUUUCGCCGUGACCGCCUAACCCUUGAGCCUUGUAACUCGCAAGUUUUCACAACACCGAUGAUCAGCUCUUUCUAUCAAUUAUUCGUCAUUUGAAACAAUCUUGCAGAAUCGCUCUUGCAUUUUAUACCUUUCAGUUCCUCGGUCAAUCUGUGUUUGCAGUCAAUCAACUCGGUUCCUCGUGGUUCACCUCUGUAAAACAUUGCACCUCAACCAUCAAGUCUUCCUUGCAUUCAACCGUUGCUACCACGUUCUUUCAGCUCAUUCAUUUCACUCCUACGUACAAUUAGAAGUCUUUCAUAUCCCUUUUUGCAUCCAUGGCGCCAAAAGCAUCAAUAUCGAAGCAAUCACUCAUUUCUUCCAGGACUGGUGCAAGUGAGGUCAAUGACGAUUCUUCGGCUGCAUACACAUCCAACUCUGAAAAAUCAGCUACUUCAACUUCAUCUCGGAAGCCUAAAAUAAAAUCUCACCUUUGGGCACAUGAAAAAGCUACCGAACCUCACUCUGAAUUUUCCAGUAGUCAUGGGGUUGGACAUGGAGCAAGUCAAAUCCCACUUGAGGAUGAUUCUCACAUGCCUUGCAUGACAUUUAGGGCUGUUCUCGUCGGUUUAUUUGUUAGCUCAAGCGCUGCUGUCAUCCAACAAUUUUUUCUGUUCAAACCAUCUCAAUCGCAAGUACAACCUCUUUUUCUACAAUUGACAUGUCUCUUCAUCGGGCGUGGUCUGGAAAAUAUUUCGGGGCCUACAUGGUGGAACCCGGGACCUUAUUCUCUGGAGAAUGCUCUGAGUUCAAUAAUGGCCACAGCCGCUGCUGCCGGAACGCUUGCAGUUGAAAUGAUUGCCACCGAAGAACUCUUCGAAGAUCGGCCUUUCCAUUAUGGAACAGCUAUGGCCAUCAUGCUGAGCUCGCAGUUGAUAGGUUACGGAUUUGCUGGAAUCUUGAGGCGUCCCUUGGUUUACCAUAAACAUGCCGUCUUCCCUGCUGUGCUACCAUCGGUCGCGCUGUUUCAUUCCUUUCACGACCGAAGUGAUCUGGUUGAGAGACAGCUUAAAUUAUUUAAGCGUACUUUUUUUGGGAUGGCUAUCUUCGAAUUAUUCCCUCAGUACAUCGCACCCACUCUUCAAGGAAUCAGUCCAUUCUGCAUGCGUUGGCAGCGUAGCGAAACGAUUACGCGUUAUUUUGGGGGCGUGCUUUCUCAAGAAGGGCUAGGAUUGGGCAGUAUCUCGCUCGAUUGGAACGCUGUUGGAGCGCUGGGACCGCUCUAUACACCCUUCGCAGCGCAAGUCAACGAAUGGGGUGGUAUUCUUCUGUCUUUCCUAUUCUUGAUCAUUGGCUACGAAAAAUCUUGGUUCUCCGGGGGAAAGAAAGAUGGGUUCCCUUUCCUGAAUUCACAGCUCCUCACUUCCGACGGUCAACGCUACAACCAGACCGCAAUCAUCAAUGAAGAUGGUACCGGUAACUGGGAAAAGAUCGAAGAGCUCGGGGCCCCGUACUUCGCCACGUCCUACGUCCUCACCAACAUAGCCACCAAUUUGGCCGUGGGAGGUGCAAUUACUCAUUGUUUAUUGUGGGGGUGGAGCUCGAUCUCUAGUGCUUUCAUGUUCAGAAGAGAAAUGCGAUCUGAAGAUGUGGACCCUCAUUGGACUGUCUGUAAAAAAUAUAACGAGGUUCCCAUUUGGUCAUAUUUGGCGAUCUUAUGCUUCUCAAUCUCAGUUGCGUUUUUGGCGGCUUCACUAACAACAUCAGGACUGAGCGCAGGUGCGUUAAGUAUGGCAUUGGUACUUGCUGCCGUCUUAGUCAUUGCGGCGGCGUUUCUACGAGCCACGACGGGAGCUAUGUUAGAAGUCGAGCCAGUAAUCCAGAUGAUAGGUGGUCUUGUGUACCCAUCAGACGCUUUCGGAAACAUGUGGUUCUGUACCUAUGGAUCCGCAACUGUUUCCCAAUCAAUCAGUAUGCUACAGGAUUUGAAAUUGGGAAUUUACCUUCACUUACCACCGAUCAAUGUAUUCACGGCGCAAAUUGUUGGAACGCUCGCUGGGGUAGUGUUCAAUUAUUUGAUCAUGAGCUUGGUCGUCAACACCAAUCGAGAAGUCUUACUCUCUCAGUACGGAAGUCACGUCUUUACUGGUGUGGCUUUGGAAGACUUUCAAACCCAAGCUGUUAGUUGGGGUAUAUUUUCUCGAAAGCUAUUCACGAUUGGAGAGAGAUAUGUGGCUGUGCCCGCUUCUCUAGGUAUCGGACUUUUAUUACCCAUCCCACCUUACAUCAUACAGAGGAUAUGGCCCAAACUAGGCUUUCGCUUGAUCAAUGUACCAUUGAUCUGCGGAUCUUUUGCUUAUACACUCAAUCGUGCAAAUGCGGCAUUUACCAUGGCAGUUGUUGCAGGAUUUUUGUCACAAUUCUAUGCACGAAGAUAUCGACCAAAAUGGUUUUACAGGUAUAACUAUAUCCUCAGUGCAGCACUUGACGGUGGAGCACAAGUGACUGCCGUAAUUCUUGGAUUUGUCGUUGAAGGUGGCGCUGGUUGGAAACAACUAGCAUUUCCUUAUUAUUUCUUGAACCCUAGGGGUAAUCCUUUCGAACAUCGCGCACCUGAUUAUUGCUACCUCAGUGUUUUACCUGAAUGAAUAAAACUGAGUUGCUCUAUUUUUCUAUGUAUAUGAAUCUACACCAAAUUACCACUUCAAGUUCAACAAUAUAGAAUAGGCAGUAUUUUUCAUUCUUUCUCUUCUUACUGUACUCCUGUAUCUCAAUUCUCAUGAAGUUUACAAUCUCAACAUAGUGAAUAGAUAGUAUUUUUCAUCCUUUCUCUUUUUGACUGUACUGAUAUGUCUCAAUUCUCAUGAAGUUUCAAUCUCAAUUGUAAUCUGAAGAUGGACUCAGUCUCCCAUUGAAGUAAUCCAGAGCAUUUUUGGACUAAAAACAAAAUCCCAG
This is a messenger RNA of Melampsora larici-populina 98AG31, 2979 nucleotides long. RefSeq names its product putative oligopeptide transporter. The transcript is spliced from 24 exons. The record is from RefSeq and is a predicted model, not a curated record. Gene Ontology annotation, molecular function: oligopeptide transmembrane transporter activity. Lineage: Eukaryota; Fungi; Basidiomycota; Pucciniomycetes; Pucciniales; Melampsoraceae. Bases 363 to 2672 code for a protein of 769 amino acids. Gene Ontology annotation, biological process: transmembrane transport.